This is a messenger RNA of Mesorhabditis spiculigera, 423 nucleotides long. NCBI's taxonomy places the organism in Eukaryota, Metazoa, Nematoda, Chromadorea, Rhabditida, Rhabditidae. The record is from the annotation of a GenBank genome assembly.
AUGCGUUUCGCAUCUCGGCCGACACUCCUCAUGCCUUUGCAACGCUCGGCUGAUCUGUUUCCCAUCUCGGCCGAGGCGUUUCGCAUCUCGGCCGACACUCCUUAUGCCUUUGCAACGCUCGGCCGGUGCGUCUGGCAUCUCGGCCGAGGCGUUUCGCAUCUCGGCCGACACUCCUCAUGCCUUUGCAACGCUCGGCUGAUGUGUUUCCCAUCUCGGCCGAGGCGUUUCGCAUCUCGGCCGACACUCCUCAUGCCCUUGCAACGCUCGACCGAUGCGUCAUCUCGGCCAAGGCGUUUCGCAUCUCGGCUGACAUGCCUCAUGCCUUUGCAACGUUCGGCUGAUGCGUUUCCCAUCUCGGCCGACACUCCACAUGCCUUUGCAACGCUCGGCCGAUGCUUUUCUCAUCUUGGCCGACCUGCCUCA